Didymodactylos carnosus is the source of this 1176-nucleotide messenger RNA. The record is from the annotation of a GenBank genome assembly. NCBI's taxonomy places the organism in Eukaryota, Metazoa, Rotifera, Eurotatoria, Philodinida, Philodinidae.
AUGAAGCAAGAAAUCAACGCUGCUCUUGAUCUCAUCGUCUCUUAUGUACAACGUUUUGGUAAAGUUAAAGAAACGAAUUUAAAUGAAUUUCGGACAAAUCUUGAAAAAUCACUAUUGGAAAAAUAUGAAGGACAUUGGUAUAUUGAAAAGCCUAUGCGUGGACAAGCAUAUCGUUCAUUAGUAUUUACGAAAAAAAAUGAAUGUGAUCCGAUUGUUACUCAAGCAUGUGAAAAAGCCGCAUUCAAUUCAAUUUUACUUGGAAUUCAACAUGAUAUUACAAUUUGGGUAGAUCCAAAAGAAGUAACAAUCAGACUUGGUAACCAUCCAUAUUUAAAAGAUGGACAACAAAUGUUAGUUGCUCGAUUCGAUAAUGAAGGCAAUGAAUUAGUUCGAAAUGAUCUCGAUACACUAUUUAAUAGUGACAUAGCAACACUGCCCACUAUUACUACAACAGCAAGCAGUAAUCAAAAACACACGUCAUCUUCAUCAUCGUCUUCUGCGUCCGAUUCAUCUCAACCAUGUUCUGGCUCAUCAACACCACAACGUACAUCUUCUCCAUAUACAAUGCCAACAAUGUAUCAUAAUCUACCAUUAUUUACACCACCUCGAACACUAUCACCACAAACAACGGCAAUACCCACAGCCACACAUUAUUCACCAAACAAUCAACAAUAUUUAAAUUCCUAUGUCUCACUACAACAAGUUCAAUAUAAUGGUGCAAAUCAUACAUAUUCGUCGAUGCCAAUAUCUGUACCAUCACCGGUGAUGACUAUCGAUACAUCCUCUCCAUCUUAUGGUAGUCCAAUAGAAGUUGAACGUUCGGAUACACCGCAUUCACAUCAUAGUACGGCGUCUAAUGAUAGUACGGAUUCUGGUUAUUGUGGUUACGUUGAAAGUUUUCCAUAUUAUUAUAAACUAAAUCGUUUAUAUAAAGCUUUGGCCGUUCAAAAGUAUGCCGGUAUACACAUGAAACAACCAACACAUCCUAAUCGACGACCAUACAAUGGACAAGUACCAUUCACAUCAACCGUAACUCCCCCAUUGUCAACAACACCUCCAACACCAACACCUCAGUUUACUAUGAAUCCCCAACAAACAUCAUUUGUUCCGAUAAUAAAUUAUCCUCAUCAACAUCAACAACGAGAAUUAAUUAUCGGACACAAAACCAAACACUAA